AUGGAGGCGGCGCACAGCCUGCCCGUGCUCGACGUGCUGCGCCGCUUCGGCGUGGCCGAGAGCUGCGGGCUCAGCCCCGAGCAGGUCCGGAGGAGCCGGGAGAAGUACGGCCCUAAUGAGCUCCCUGCAGAAGAAGGAAAGUCCCUCUGGGAGCUGGUGCUGGAGCAGUUCGAAGAUCUCCUGGUCCGCAUCCUUCUGAUGGCCGCUUUCCUCUCCUUCAUCCUGGCCUGGUUUGAAGAAGGAGAGGAGAGCAUGACAGCCUUUGUGGAGCCCAUCGUCAUCAUCAUGAUCCUGAUCGCCAAUGCCGUGGUGGGUGUGUGGCAGGAGAGGAAUGCCGAGAGCGCCAUCGAGGCCUUGAAGGAGUACGAGCCGGAGAUGGGGAAGGUGAUCCGUGCUGACCGCAGUGGGGUGCAGAGGAUCCGCGCCCGGGACAUCGUCCCCGGGGACAUCGUGGAGGUAGCAGUCGGUGACAAGGUGCCGGCGGACAUCCGCAUCAUUGAAAUCCGCUCCACCACGUUGCGGGUCGACCAGUCCAUCCUCACAGGGGAGUCCAUGUCAGUGAUCAAACAUGCGGACCCCAUCCCCGACCUGCGUGCUGUCAACCAGGACAAGAAGAACAUGCUGUUCUCCGGCACCAACAUUGCCGCUGGGAAGGCCGUGGGGGUUGUCAUUGCAACAGGGGUGUACACAGAGAUCGGGAAGAUCCGAAACCAGAUGGUGGAGACAGAGCCUGAGAAGACCCCCUUGCAGCAGAAGCUGGAUGAGUUCAGCCAGCAGCUCUCCAAAGUGAUUUUCCUGGUGUGCAUCGCCGUCUGGGUCAUCAACAUCAGCCACUUCAGCGACCCCGUCCAUGGCGGCUCCUGGUUUCGAGGUGCCAUCUACUAUUUCAAGACCUCAGUGGCCCUGGCAGUGGCCGCAAUCCCCGAGGGCCUCCCGGCCGUCAUCACCACGUGCCUGGCGCUCGGCACGCGCCGCAUGGCCAAGAAGAACGCCAUUGUGCGGAGCCUGCCCUCGGUGGAGACCCUGGGCUGCACCUCCGUCAUCUGCUCCGACAAGACCGGCACCCUCACCACCAACCAGAUGUCUGUCUGCCGGAUGUUCAUUAUGGAGAAGGUGGAGGGCACCCAGUGCAGCCUGCACGAGUUCAGCAUCACCGGCUCCACCUACGCCCCCGAGGGACAGAUCCUGAAGGACGAGCAGCCGGUGUGGUGCGGGCAGUACGACGGGCUGGUGGAGCUGGCCACCAUCUGCGCGCUCUGCAACGACUCCUCACUGGACUACAACGAGUCAAAAAAAGUCUACGAGAAGGUGGGGGAAGCCACUGAAACAGCCCUCACGUGCCUGGUGGAAAAGAUGAACGUCUUCGACACCGACACCAGCAAACUCUCCAAGGUGGAGCGAGCCAACGCCUGCAAUUCGGUGAUCAAGCAGCUGAUGAGGAAGGAGUGUACCCUGGAGUUCUCCCGCGACCGCAAGUCCAUGUCGGUGUACUGCACGCCCACCAGCCCUGGCCACAACUCUGCCGGCAGCAAGAUGUUUGUCAAGGGCGCCCCAGAAAGCGUGAUUGAGCGCUGCACCCAUGUCCGCGUGGGCACGGCCCGGGUCCCGCUGACCGCCCCGGUGCGGGAGAAGAUCCUGAGCCGGAUCCGGGACUGGGGCAUGGGCAUCGACACGCUGCGCUGCCUGGCCCUGGCCACCCAUGACUCGCCCGUCCGCAGGGAGACCAUGCAGCUCCACGACUCCACCACCUUCAUCCACUACGAGACCAACCUGACCUUCGUAGGCUGCGUGGGGAUGCUGGACCCCCCCCGCAAGGAGGUCACCUCUUCCAUCGAGAUGUGCCGCAAGGCCGGCAUCCGCGUCAUCAUGAUCACCGGCGACAACAAGGGCACAGCGGUGGCCAUCUGCCGCCGCAUCGGCAUCUUCUCGGAGAAUGAGGACGUGGCCGGCAAGGCCUACACGGGCCGGGAGUUCGACGAGCUGCCCCCCGAGGCCCAGCGUCAGGCGUGCCGCGACGCCCGCUGCUUCGCCCGCGUGGAGCCGGCGCACAAGUCCCGCAUCGUCGAGUACCUGCAGUCCUUCCACGAGAUCACUGCCAUGACGGGUGAUGGCGUUAACGAUGCCCCAGCCCUGAAGAAAGCUGAGAUCGGCAUCGCCAUGGGGUCCGGCACGGCCGUCGCCAAGUCGGCAGCUGAGAUGGUGCUUUCGGACGACAACUUCUCCACCAUUGUGUCGGCCGUGGAGGAGGGCAGGGCCAUCUACAACAACAUGAAGCAGUUCAUCCGCUAUCUCAUCUCCUCCAACGUCGGGGAGGUCGUUUGCAUCUUCCUGACGGCCAUCUUGGGCCUGCCCGAGGCCCUCAUCCCCGUGCAGCUGCUGUGGGUGAACCUGGUGACGGACGGGUUGCCGGCCACUGCGCUGGGCUUCAACCCCCCAGACCUGGACAUCAUGGACAAGCUGCCCCGCAACCCCAAGGAGCCCCUCAUCAGCGGCUGGCUCUUUUUUCGCUACCUGGCCAUUGGAGUGUACGUGGGACUGGCCACAGUGGGCGCAGCUACCUGGUGGUUCCUGUACGAUGCCGAGGGGCCGCAGGUCUCCUUUCAUCAGCUGAGGAACUUCAUGAGGUGCACCGAGGACAACCCCAUCUUCGAAGGAGUUGACUGUGAAAUCUUCGAGUCCCGAUACCCGACCACAAUGGCUCUGUCCGUGCUGGUGACGAUUGAGAUGUGCAACGCUCUGAACAGUGUCUCUGAGAACCAGUCGCUGCUGCGGAUGCCCCCGUGGCUCAACAUCUGGCUGCUGGGGGCCAUCGUCAUGUCCAUGGCUCUGCACUUCUUCAUCCUCUACGUCAAGCCCAUGCCCCUCAUCUUCCAGGUCACCCCCCUGAGCUGGCCGCAGUGGGUGGUGGUGCUGAAAAUCUCCCUGCCCGUUAUCCUGCUCGAUGAAGGACUCAAGUACCUGUCCCGCAACCACUUGGACGGCAUUCUCAGGACAGUAAGAAACACGUGGAGCGGGGAGCACCAGUUGAAAACCUGCAGGACUCCAGAGCAAGGGAGAAGAGGACAAGAAAUGAACGACACGAAGGAGGCACUCUUAGCUAAAGGACCCCUAACUUGUAACUCGGACUGAAGUCUUGCAUGCGUGACCAUCGCUAGAAGCCAGCAGGACAUGCAUGUGUCCGACUACCAGA
Messenger RNA from Cygnus atratus (black swan), 3190 nucleotides. It is a transcript of the gene ATP2A3, whose product is annotated as ATPase sarcoplasmic/endoplasmic reticulum Ca2+ transporting 3. The transcript is spliced from 22 exons. The record is from RefSeq and is a predicted model, not a curated record. The coding region runs from base 1 to 3129 and encodes 1042 amino acids. NCBI's taxonomy places the organism in Eukaryota, Metazoa, Chordata, Aves, Anseriformes, Anatidae. Gene Ontology annotation, molecular function: ATP hydrolysis activity; P-type calcium transporter activity; ATP binding. Gene Ontology annotation, biological process: intracellular calcium ion homeostasis; calcium ion transmembrane transport. Gene Ontology annotation, cellular component: membrane.